Messenger RNA from Penicillium robsamsonii, 333 nucleotides. Its product is annotated as protein fluG. The record is from RefSeq and is a predicted model, not a curated record. Bases 1 to 333 code for a protein of 110 amino acids. The transcript has a single exon. Gene Ontology annotation, molecular function: glutamine synthetase activity. Lineage: Eukaryota; Fungi; Ascomycota; Eurotiomycetes; Eurotiales; Aspergillaceae.
AUGCAGACCGAAGGCCGUCGCGGGAAAUACGAGCUCUCCCUCAGCCCAGGAGCUCCUCUCGACGCCGUCGAUAAACUUAUUCUAGUUCACGACACCUUGAAAAGGGAGCUGGAGAAGCACGACCUCGUCGUAACAAUGGCACCGCGCCCGGUAGCCCAACGCCGACAGGCGACUGGGCAGCAUACACAUAUCUCAAUCUCCAACACAGAAUUAUCCUCCAACUUCUUGGCGGGCAUCUUGGGGCAAUUUCCUGGGAUCUGUGCGGUAUGUAUGCCGUUCGAUAUCUCGUAUGAGCGAGUUCGGCCGUACUUGGGGGGUGAGAUUGUUGCAUGA